AUGCUUUCCAUAUUGCCUCUUCUGCUUUUGGGAGGCCUCCUCCCGGCCGUCAACGGUCAGAACUCCGAUAAGGAGGUGCUGGCGCAUUUUGCAACCACGGGAUGGUGUUACGUUUAUGUCGACGGUGGACCCCUUGACAAGUCUGUUCAACCGUGCAAGACAUGGUGCCCCGAGCAUGAGGACAACGAGGGGAUGGGUUGCCGCACGCCCGUGACGAACUGGGACGACGUAGACCCAACACUCUUCGGCCACGACGACGACGGUAACAAAUACUUCCCGGGCGACUGUCUCUGCGGAAACCCCCAGGACUAUCUACCUCUUAUCGAGCCGGUGCUGGAGGGCCUUUCGCGCUUGGACAACAUUAUCUGCGCUGUCUUCUUGUCGAGUCUCGAGACGAUUGCCGAGAUCGGUAUCAAUGCUGUGCCUGGCGGUCAAGCGAUCAAUGGUGUCAGAAGGGCCGUCGAGGGCGCCAAAACCUUCGUCGAUAAUUCGUUGGACGCGGCCUCUUUCUUCGAUAACUGGGUCGGAGAGGCAUGUGACGUCCCCGACUGGAACUUCGACCUGAUGGGUUCGAUUUUCGGCAAAUUGAACGAUGCCACGGAUGACAUGGGAACCAGCAAGGGGUGCUUCCAGAAGAAGAAGAGUCUUUGCAAGGAGAGACGCAGCAAUCCCAAGAAGGACGACAAGAAGGACGACAAGAAGGAUGAUGAUAAGAAGGAUGACGACAAGUGCAAGCGCGACGACAAGGAUUGCAAGAAGACCACGGAGGCUGCUCCCACCUCUACUAAAGACAGCAACAGUACCACUAAGAAGGAUGAGAGCACCACCACGUCCUCUACUUCGACCAAAGACGACACCAGCAGCACCAGCACCACUUCGAAGAAGACCCGUCGCCCUAAAACCAGGACGACGCCGUCUCUUCCAGUGGCCCCUACGUCUACCCCAGCCAUCUACAAUCCCACGCCGACUCCCGAUGCCACUCCUUCAUCAGCUCCGGUCAUUCCCCGGGCAUUCUAG
Molecule: messenger RNA, 1017 nt
Organism: Aspergillus melleus
Lineage: Eukaryota; Fungi; Ascomycota; Eurotiomycetes; Eurotiales; Aspergillaceae
Exons: 3
Coding region: 1-1017 (338 amino acids)
Source: RefSeq, a predicted model, not a curated record